Symbiodinium necroappetens is the source of this 1491-nucleotide messenger RNA. NCBI's taxonomy places the organism in Eukaryota, Dinophyceae, Suessiales, Symbiodiniaceae. The record is from the annotation of a GenBank genome assembly.
AUGCGGGUACCAACCGGUGACCAGCCGAAGGACAUCUCUAAGAGAAUCCAGGAUCUGGUCAAGAAGUACGUGGCUAGCAGCAACACCCUGAUCCUUGCCGUGUCCGCGGCAAACGUCGACUUGGCCACCUCGGAUGCGCUUGCUUUGGCCCGAGAGGUGGAUCCUCAGGGGCAGCGCACAGUCGGGGUGCUCACGAAACUGGACCUGGCAGAGGAACAGAGCACAGCCUUCGAAGCACUGGCGGGAGAAGUCUACCCGCUUCGCCUGGGCUACACAGCAGUGGUUUGCAGGAACGACAAGUCAAGCCAGGCUGGGAUGACCUUCGAGGAUGCACUGAAGGAGGAACACGAUUUCUUCACGCGACAGCAGCGAUUCCAGCCACUGCUGUCCCAGUGCGGCAUUCCCAACCUCGCACAGCGACUGCAAUUCCUGCUCUUGAACCACAUCAGAGAGGCUUUACCUUCCCUGCGCACAAACGUGCAGCAAGUGGCUGGGAAGUGUCGCGAGGAGCUCGCGACUCUCGGCGACGAGAACCUGGAGAAGCAAAUGGGGCAAGGCCCACUCUUGCUACAUUUGAUCUCCUGCUACGUGCGGCAUUUCGGUGACUUGCUUGAGGGCCGCAUCGAGCAUCGUUUACAGGAACCUCCACCAGCGAAGCUGGUGGGCGGCGCUCGGAUCCAUCACAUCUUCCAUCGAGUGUUCGCCCAGGAGAUUCUCCAGUUUGAUGCCUUCACAGGGCUGUCUGACAUGGACAUCCGCGUUGCAAUGAGAAACGCUGCUGGCCCCAAGCCGCAGCUCUUCGUGCCAGAGAUCGCCUUCGAACGGAUGGUGAAGCGCCAGAUUCAAAAGCUGGAAGAUCCGGCCCUUCAGUGUGUCGCCUUGGUCUUCGAGGAGCUGAAGCAGCUGGCCUCACAAAGUGGCCUUGGCUGUGGACAGGCGCUGCUGCAAGGUGAAGUUGGCGACUUGCAACGGUUUCCAGGACUGCGGGAGAAGGUUCUCGAGGUCGCGCACGGCGUCAUUCGACGGUCCCUACAGCCGACACACAACAUGGUCUCCAACUUGAUCCGCAUCGAAAGAGAGUUCAUCAAUGUGGAUCACCCGGACUUCAUCGGGGGCUUACGGGCCAUGUCCUGCGUCCAAGAAACCCGGCCGGAAACGCCUCCGUCAGCCGAGGCCAUGGGAAGCCGUCAGCCCUCACAAAAGGAGGAUGUAAUACGGCUGCCGCCCGUGCCGCUGGUCGUCACCCCUGCCGGGGAGCCUUCGGAGAAGGAACGCAUGGACACGGAGCUUCUGAAGUCGUUGCUGCUGUCUUAUUUCACAAUAGUGAAAAGAAAGAUCAUCGACUCCGUCCCCAAGGCCAUCAUGCAUUUCAUGGUCAAUUCGGUACAGGAGACCCUGCAUGCGGAGUGCAUCUCCGAGUUGUACAAGCCCGACCUCAUCCCCCAUCUCCUGCAGGAGCCUGAGGACCCGGACCAGAGAGUUGGGUUCUGA